AUGAGGGACUUGAACAAGAAGUCGAGCUCGCAGCCCCUACUCGAGAGUCACACGCUCGAUCUGAUCAACGGAAGCAGGAGUAACGAUCAUGAUUCGGACCUUCACAACAAUGAAGAGCAGCUGGUCGAUCCGUUUUGUGUCGAGGAGAACCCUCAGAAGAUCACCUUCGAGGACAUCACAUCGGCUGCUUUCAAGAUCAAGUGUGGGAUCAUUAACACCCCAUGCGUGCGGUCACGGUUGUCGGAAGCGACCGGUAUCGAUCUAUACUUGAAGAAGGAUUUCCUUCAGAAGACCGGAAGCUUCAAGGAACGGGGUGCAAGGUACGCCAUCGUGAGGCUGAACGAUGAGCAGAAGAAGGUCGGUGUGAUAUCGGCGUCGUUGGGUAACCAUGCUCUAGCUCUUUGUUACCACGGCUACAAGCUCGGUAUACCGGUUACUGUAGUGAUGCCAGUCGUGGCGCCGAUCAUGAAGAUCACGGCCUGUCGGCAGUAUCGGGGCAACGUGAUCGUAGAAGGCCGCGACAUGGGAGAGGCGAAGCGUAUCGCUCUUCAAUACGCCAGAGACAAGGGACUGACGUACAUAAAUGGCUACGAUCACCCGGAUAUCAUGGCGGGGCAAGGAACGCUGGGCUUGGAGAUCGUGGAGCAAGUGCCAGACAUCGACGCGGUGGUGGUUCCAGUCGGUGGGGGCGGUCUGAUCGCGGGUGUAGCUCUUGCAGUGAAGACACUCCAUCCGAACGUAACGAUCAUCGGCGUUGAGUCGGAAAGGUGUCCCAGUUUUUACAUCGCACGGAAAGCGAACCGGCCGGUGUACACCCCCAUAGAGUCCACUUUGGCGGAUGGUUUGGCGGUGCCUAUGGUUGGGUACAACGCUUUUGCCACGGCGAACCCAUUGAUCGAUAAAUUGGUGGUGGUGAAAGAGGAGUGGAUCGCAAUUGCGAUCCUCAAGCUGGUCGAGAACGAGAAAUGUAUCGUGGAGGGCGCUGGCGCGACAGGACUGGCCGCCAUAUUGGCUGGGCAAUUGGAGGAUUUGAAAGGGAAAAGGGUGGUGUUACCUCUCUGCGGAGGGAACAUCGACACAACCAUAUUGGGCAGAUGCCUGGAACGAGGCCUGGCGGCAGAGGGACGCCUUAUGAAGUUCACGGUGACGGUGACCGAUCGACCGGGCGGAAUCGCGGAACUGUGCAGAAUGUUAGCCAGCAUCGGUGUGUCGAUAAAGGACAUCAUGCACGAACGGGCAUGGAUCAUGUCGGACAUUUUUAGCGUGGACGUGAAGGUGGUAUGCGAGACCAGGGACAGGGAGCACGCGGAGCAACUGAAGAACAUGUUGCAUCAGAAUUAUCAGAGAGUGGUGUUCGGUACCAGUGACAUGUCAAUCCUGAACGUGUAAUAGGAAGAUUUUUACCUUGACGAUACGACGAUCGAAAUAUUUGAGACCUGUGAAAUUUGUCGACUAUACGAUCAUCUUCGAGCCUGAGAUCCAGGAUGAAGUCGUCUAUCGUUCAUAAGUUUAGAAUCAUAAU
Messenger RNA from Dufourea novaeangliae, 1522 nucleotides. It is a transcript of the gene Srr, whose product is annotated as L-threonine ammonia-lyase. The record is from RefSeq and is a predicted model, not a curated record. The transcript is spliced from 6 exons. Lineage: Eukaryota; Metazoa; Arthropoda; Insecta; Hymenoptera; Halictidae. Gene Ontology annotation, biological process: L-threonine catabolic process; L-serine catabolic process. Gene Ontology annotation, molecular function: threonine deaminase activity; L-serine ammonia-lyase activity. Bases 1 to 1389 code for a protein of 462 amino acids.